This is a messenger RNA of Solanum stenotomum, 506 nucleotides long. RefSeq lists its product as uncharacterized. NCBI's taxonomy places the organism in Eukaryota, Viridiplantae, Streptophyta, Magnoliopsida, Solanales, Solanaceae. The record is from RefSeq and is a predicted model, not a curated record. The transcript has a single exon. Bases 41 to 496 code for a protein of 151 amino acids.
UGGUGACCAAAAAAAGACUCAACUUGUUGCACAUAAUGAAAUGGAGAGUGGUGGUAAUUUUAGCCUUGUGUCUUUAGUGAAAUGCUUCAAUGGGUGCAAAGAUCAAGCUCAAGUCUCUAGUUUUGGAACAAGGAUUUGGAAUUUUAGUGAUAAAUCAAUUGAAUUGCAAAUAAGGGUUGGUUCAAUCUUGAAGAAAGUUCAUACAUUGAAACCAGGAUCAUCAAAGAGGCUAAAUUCCAAGAAAAUUUACAAGGCUUAUAUGCCUAGUAAUAAUAAUUAUUAUAAAGGUGGAGUUAAGAGUUUACUUUAUUAUUAUGAUGAAUCUUGCCACCCUUAUAUUUGGAUUAAUGAUACUGGUUGUGAUUUUUCAAGAAUGGUGAAACAACAAUACAUAAGUCUUGAAGAUUUGAGGGAUUGUUCUGAGCUUAAAAUAUUUAGAGAUCAUCAAAGAGGUUGCAUUUCUGUUAGGAAGAAACCAAGAACAGAACUUUGUUGAUUAAGUUCUU